Molecule: messenger RNA, 2122 nt
Organism: Hyla sarda
Lineage: Eukaryota; Metazoa; Chordata; Amphibia; Anura; Hylidae
Gene: PTDSS2
Product: phosphatidylserine synthase 2
Exons: 12
Coding region: 175-1605 (476 amino acids)
Biological process (GO): phosphatidylserine biosynthetic process
Molecular function (GO): L-serine-phosphatidylethanolamine phosphatidyltransferase activity
Source: RefSeq, a predicted model, not a curated record
CGUCCAGCAGGCUGUCAGGACUGGCGACGUCACGUGGUCACGUGUUGCCGACCCACGUGGUGAGGUGAAAGCGUGCGUCCCCGGCGGCUCCGCCCUCUCCCCGGGACAGUGGGAGACUUCCCAGCGGCUGAGGCGGACGGAGCUGCUCAUGAUAGCGGCCGCCACUGCUGAGCCAUGAUACGCCAUGAGGGCAGGAAGGGAGCCGCUACUAGGAAGUCUUCCCUGGACGGACAGUGCUGGGAGGAGACGGAGGUUGUCAGAAGUAGGAACCCGGCCGGCAAGUCCCUGCUCAGGGGGGACACCUCCAGGAGCACCACGGAGUCCGAAGUGUUUGAUGAUGGCACCAACACUUUCUUCUGGAGAGCCCACACACUAACCGUAUUAUUCAUCCUGACAUGUUCCUUGGUGUAUGUUACGUUACUUGAAGAGACGCCCCAAGACACAGCUUACAAUACAAAAAGAGGAAUCGUUGCCAGUAUAUUGGUUUUCCUAUGCUUUGGAGUGACUCAAGCUAAAGAUGGACCAUUUUCAAGACCUCAUCCAGCUUAUUGGAGGUUUUGGCUGUGUGUCAGUGUGGUGUAUGAGCUGUUCCUCAUCUUCAUUCUCUUCCAGACCGUACAAGAUGGAAGACAGUUCAUGAAAUUCAUUGACCCCAAAUUGGGAGUUCCUCUACCAGAAAGAGAUUAUGGCGGAAACUGCCUUAUAUACGAUCCCAACAAUAAAACUGAUCCUUACCACAAUGUAUGGGACAAGAUGGAUGGCUUUGUACCUGCACAUUUCCUUGGCUGGUAUAUAAAAACUCUAAUGAUAAGAGACUGGUGGAUGUGUAUGAUGAUCAGUGUUAUGUUCGAGUUCCUGGAAUACAGCUUGGAGCAUCAGUUGCCCAAUUUCAGUGAAUGCUGGUGGGAUCACUGGAUUAUGGAUGUAAUUGUAUGUAAUGGAUUUGGAAUCUAUUGUGGCAUGAAGACCUUAAAGUGGCUCUCCAUGAAACCAUACAAAUGGCAGGGCCUAUGGAACAUUCCUACAUAUAGAGGUAAAAUGAAGAGAAUAGCCUUUCAGUUCACACCAUACAGCUGGGUAAAGUUUGAAUGGAAGCCGGCAUCAAAUCUCCGCCGAUGGCUGGCGGUCUGCGGUAUUAUAUUUGUAUUUUUACUUGCAGAACUCAACACAUUUUACCUAAAAUGUGUCCUGUGGAUGCCUCCAGAACACUACUUGGUGUUGUUGCGUUUGGUGUUUUUCGUGAACGUGGGAGGAGUGGCCAUGAGGGAGAUCUAUGACUUCAUGGAUGACUUGAAGUUCCACAAGAAGCUGGGCCAGCAGGCAUGGAUGGUGGCUGCUAUCACCGUAACAGAGUUCCUUAUUGUUGUAAAAUAUGAUCCUUACACUAUAACACUACCAUUACCAUUCUAUGUCACGCAGUGUUGGAUUCUGGGUAUUGUUCUUGUCCUAGUGUGGACAGCAUGGCGAUUCUUCAUCAGGGACAUUACACUGCGUUAUAAAGAAAUUCGCCGUCAGAAACAAGAGUACAGACCUGAAGACGAGACGUUACCGGUUAAUGGGGAAACAAAUCCCGAAAGGAACUUAAUCAAACAAAAAAACCUCUGAACUUUCUACAACCAACUGUUCAAGUUCUCUCCUCCUACCCACCGCUACUGAACAUAAAUUGUACUUUUUAUAUUUUAAUGUAUUGGAUACUUCUGCUAUUUAAUAGUGAAACCCAUAAACCUCAUAUUUUGCUCACUUUUUUUUUUUUACUUAUUUUUUUUUCUUUUUCGCUCCCUCCCCUCCCUCCCUUUUGGAAUGGGAACUGGAAUUUUUGAAGGUCAAACCUGCUGACUUGCACCAGUGGAAAAAACAAAAAGAUAACCCACAUCUUAUGAUUUGCAGCUUUGGCAGUGAAGAAACUGAUGUUUUAAAUGUUGCAAAUAAUUUUAUGAAUUAACUUGUGGGAUUCUGUAUUUUUGUCCUUUUUUUCUUUUUUUUUAUAAUAAUGGUGGUAUAGUUUUGAGGACUUAAGUCACUAAAAUAUUCAUGUUUUAAUAUGUAGGUAUGAACAAAAAAGAUUGUGUUUAAGGGAAACAAAUUUAAUGUAUGUUAAGAUGGAUAAAUUUUCUAAAACCCA